Molecule: messenger RNA, 1035 nt
Organism: Phytophthora megakarya
Lineage: Eukaryota; Oomycota; Peronosporomycetes; Peronosporales; Peronosporaceae
Source: the annotation of a GenBank genome assembly
AUGAAGAAGAUGCAACGCAACGAGAAGAAACCAACGUUAGGGUUCAUCCCAGAGUUAUCAAGGGCAACGGUACCCAACCGUGAUACUCCCAUGUCGCCUGACGCAGGAGACGGGGAUCCACUAACGGUCCAAAGAGAACGUCGAAGAAGGAUUGCGACCGUUCUGGACGAGGAGUUGCGAUGGGCGAAUUUGAAGACAGUUCUCCGGGGGGAUGGAUCAACCCUAAUGUACCGUGCAGCGAGAGACGCGUGGAAAAUGUACGAUCGCUUCGUCCUAAGCGAAGACAAUGUGAUUUACUAUGUGGGAACGAGGCCUCUGAGAAGAAACCAACAGCAAGAAGAGACGAUGCUGCGUCUAGUAGUACCAUCAACGUUGAUCCAGAAGGUACUACAGAACUGUCACGACUCGUUAGAAGGAGGUCAUCAAGGGAUCGCUCGGACUUUCUACAGAGUGGAGUUGGAUUAUUACUGGAUCGGUCUAUACGCGGACGUAGCGAGGCACGUGCGGUCCUGUCCCGACUGUAGCUCAAGCAAAAGUCAACCUAAGAUCCGCGGAUACUCUCCGGGGAACAUACUAGCGGAACGACCGUUUCAGCGCUCCUACUAUUCCAAUGCGCAUUCACGGGGGUACGUGAUGGGCAAAGCUAUGGCAGACACAACUGCUCUGAGAGUAGCCCAAACUUUUGGAGAAUGCGUGUACCGGAGAUUCGGUGAACCCUCUCUCAUCAGACAUGACAGGGACCCUCGAUUCAUGAGCGAGGUGUUCCAAUCGCUCCAAGCUAACGGCCAAAACGAGCGCUCAGUCAAGACCGCCAUACAAUCGGUGCGUGUGUACGCGGAAGGCCAACUGCAACAGGACUGGGACGAGAUCGCCGAAAAGCUGAUCGUUGCGAUCAACAACUCGAUGGACGCAACGAGGAAAGAGACACCCUUUUUCCUCGUCCAUGGGUGGAAUGCUCAGUUUACGCUCAAGGUGAUGCCCUCAUUCGAGGACUCGGUCGACAGUCAGACGCACUGGUGUGGCGUCGAGAAGUGA